ACCACGUAACCACGUACGUUUCGAUGACGUCAUGGCGCCACUUCCGCAUUACCGGUAAACGAAAGAAGUCUGUUCUGUAUUUUCCAUGUGAUUUGAUUUGAAGUUUUUCUCCGUGUCAGUCGCUAAUCAAAGAUGUCUAAACCGAAAUUAAUAGUGUUCGACCUCGAUUACACCCUCUGGCCGUUCUGGGUUGACACUAAUGUUAAUCCACCUUUUCACAUCGAUGACAGCGGCACUGUGCGGGAUUCAACACGUACCAAGGUUUCCAUUUAUCACGAUACUGAAAAGAUCCUGAGCUCACUCCAUAGUCAGGGAUUCAAGAUCGGCAUUGCAUCACGAACCACCGAGACGGAAGGAGCCAAUCAGCUGCUCUCACUCUAUAAACUCAACCAAUACAUCACCUUUAAGGAGAUCUACCCUGGGUCAAAGGUCACUCACUUUAAAAGGCUGAAAGCUGACAGUGGCGUCCAGUUUUCUGACAUGAUGUUCUUUGAUGAUGAGGAUAGGAACAUCGUGGAGGUUGGCAAACUAGGUGUUCACUGCGUGUUGGUUCGUAAUGCGAUCACCUCUGGUCUAGUCAAUAAAGCACUGGAGGAGUUCAGUAAGAAGCAGUGAUGGUGUCUGGUCCCGCAGAGAUGCAGCUGCUGCAAAUGAAGAAGAAUCUGUUCGCUAUGCAAAUGGCAUGUUAUAGAGAACUAGGAGUGUCAUGUUCAGUGGUUAUUUCUGUGUAAUCAACUGUCCAAUGAUAGUUUUUAACUUGACAAAUGUAAUUGGCGAAAGCAUAAAAUGCAAUUUUAGCAUUUAAAUAAUUUAGAUUUUUGGUACAUUUGUAAUGCAAUUUAUUUAUAUUUUUAUUUUUCAGUGUAUAAAUUGAUAAUUGCACCUGUGCUUAAUUUUUUAUCUAAUAAACCCCUGGUUUCACAGACAAGGAUUAAGCUAUUCCUAGACUAAAAUGCAUGUUUGACCUGUUUUAACUGAAAGCAACUUGUACUGACAUCUUAGAAUAUGUCAGAGCCAUUUGUUUGGGUUCAAGAUGCACAUUAGUAAUGUUUUUUUUUCUAGGGUAUGUUUACGAAAGAUACUUAAAUACCCUAAAUUGAACUAAUGCCUAAUCCUGGCUUAGUCUAAGCCCUGUCUGUGAAACCGGGCCAAAGACCGUUAAGUUAAACUUUUAACUAUACAGCUCACACAGUUUGUAAAACAAAAAGGUCAGUGUUUUAAUUGUUAAUGUAUGUGGCAUUUAAAUAUGUUCUAUUUUUACAAUAGAAAAAUAUUUUAUAUUUAUAAAACAUGGCAUCCAA
Messenger RNA from Ctenopharyngodon idella (grass carp), 1301 nucleotides. RefSeq names its product magnesium dependent phosphatase 1 (gene mdp1). Lineage: Eukaryota; Metazoa; Chordata; Actinopteri; Cypriniformes; Xenocyprididae. Gene Ontology annotation, molecular function: acid phosphatase activity. Bases 133 to 615 code for a protein of 160 amino acids. The transcript has 6 exons. The record is from RefSeq and is a predicted model, not a curated record.